Messenger RNA from Lacerta agilis (Sand lizard), 492 nucleotides. RefSeq names its product histone H3. Gene Ontology annotation, cellular component: nucleosome. NCBI's taxonomy places the organism in Eukaryota, Metazoa, Chordata, Lepidosauria, Squamata, Lacertidae. The record is from RefSeq and is a predicted model, not a curated record. The transcript has a single exon. Gene Ontology annotation, molecular function: structural constituent of chromatin; DNA binding; protein heterodimerization activity. The coding region runs from base 35 to 445 and encodes 136 amino acids.
UGCUUUAUCCUGUUUAUUUGGUGCUGGCGAGAGAAUGGCUCGGACAAAGCAGACUGCCCGCAAGUCCACCGGUGGCAAAGCGCCGCGCAAGCAGCUGGCCACGAAGGCUGCGCGUAAAAGCGCUCCGGCCACCGGAGGCGUGAAGAAGCCUCACCGCUACCGUCCGGGCACGGUGGCGCUGCGCGAGAUCCGCCGCUACCAGAAGUCUACGGAGCUUCUGAUCCGCAAGCUGCCCUUCCAGCGGCUGGUGCGCGAGAUCGCGCAGGAUUUCAAGACCGACCUUCGGUUCCAGAGCUCUGCGGUGAUGGCUCUGCAGGAGGCGAGCGAGGCUUACCUGGUGGGUCUGUUCGAAGACACGAACCUGUGCGCCAUCCACGCCAAGCGCGUCACCAUCAUGCCCAAAGACAUCCAGCUCGCCCGGCGCAUCCGCGGGGAAAGAGCGUAAGGCAGCACCUGCUACCUCGUAGCCCCCCGCACCCCCUUGCAUCUCAU